Schistosoma turkestanicum is the source of this 5166-nucleotide messenger RNA. The record is from the annotation of a GenBank genome assembly. NCBI's taxonomy places the organism in Eukaryota, Metazoa, Platyhelminthes, Trematoda, Strigeidida, Schistosomatidae.
AUGACUAUAAUAGAAACUUUAUUACCUGGGAUCCAGUCGUUUUUAUCAGUAGAUUUACGUAGUAUACAAUUACCUCCUCAUGUAGAGCAAAAACGUCAAAGAUUCCUUGAGCUUAUUGAAGUUCUUAGGUUAGAACCUAAACCAUCAUUACCGAAAAAUAUUAAUAUUACAACAGAUCCUCUCACAAUCAACACUAUUGUUACUGCAUGCCAUGGUGGCGGUGAUAUUUUUACUACUACUACCACUACUAAUGAUAUCGAUACUACUACUAUUACUACUCCUAGUACUUAUACUAAUAAUGUUGCUGCGUUACAAAAGAGGCCGUUGAGUAAUGGCAUUGCACGUUUCUUUUCACACAAGCGUUAUUCUCUUCCCCCUACAAUAAAUCGUCCCUCACCAUCUGUCCUGAUAGAUUCAUUCAAAACACUUGUUUCAACAACUUCUGGUACACCAGUUCAUAGGCGAAAUUCACAGGUUUCCAAUGUAUUUAAAUCAUCGUCUGGUCAUUCAUACCAUAGACAUCCGUGUGAAUCACCACUGGACGGUAAACCUGUGUAUAGUUUUGACAAAAGAAGAAAUUCGUUUCUACCAUCAGUUUCACCUACCCUUCCACCUCCUUUACCACCAAGAAAAUCCCAAUUACAUAAAUUUUUUUGUAAAUUAGAAGAUCCAUACGAAGUACCAAAACAUUCUGCAGCGGCUGUAGUAACUACUAUCGACGUCGGAACAAUAACCACCUUAACAUCAGCUUCGUCAACAAUCACACCUAUCCGUUCGAAAUCAUCAAUUACAUCAGCUAAUAAACCUAUGUGCAUAAAGCAACAGUUCAAUCGACUGUCAUUAUCUCCUCAAUUAGAAAUUGUUCAAGAUCAAAAGAAGAAUUUAGUUCUUCCAUAUGAUUCACGUGACAACAAUACUGCAGUUAGUGAAGCGAUGACAACACUAGUCAGUUCAAUGGAAUUAUCGAAAACAAUUGAUUCUGUCAAACAUGAUCGAACACUAAUAUUACCAAAGAAAAAUGUAACUGGAUACCAAACUCGUCGGCCUAGCAGUUCUUUAAGUGAUCCAAUAUGGACAUUAGCUGGUGUACUUUCACAUCGUUAUAAAUCAAAUAAAUGGAUACAAUUGAAUUUCUGUUUAUUAACAAAUAACUCAAGAUUGGUUGCCUAUAAAACUGGUCAUUCAAUGACACCAUCAUUAGUUUUAUUCUUAUACGGGUCCACUGGUAUUUAUUCCGGUCGCGACAGUGGUAUGGAACAUGUGAUUAAGAUAGUUCAUUCUAGUCGUGAAAUUAUAGUUUUAGCCGCACCUACAGAAGAACAAGCAUUGAUUUGGGUUCGACAAAUCAAUCAGUACUCUCAAGGUUCUAUACCAAUGGAAGUUUGUUCAUUCCUACCACAUUUGAAUGCUCCGAAUCCCACCAACACUCAAACCUCAUUUACCACUUCUACUAACAUAAAUAUUAGUCAUGCCAGUGGCAGAAAUUUCACAUCUCCACAAUUGUCAGGUUCCAACAAUCGUCCUUUUUCUGCAGAUUUAACAGAUGUACAAGUUGACAACAGAUUUUUAGCUUACAAUAAAACAAUGUACACUGAAGGAAUUUCAUCUAAUUACCAUAAUGUUUUAUUGAAUUCUUGUGAAAUUGAUUUUCAACGUAAUCGUAUAGCGGAAAAAUCUGUGACAAAUAAAAUGACAAAUCCCAUUGAUGAUGUUAUCAAUGCUAAUGACUCUUUCUUUAUUGGUCGCGAUGUGAAAGAUGCAACUCAUCAUUGUUUAUCUCGUAAUACUGUAUUAUCAUCGAAUCCAUUACCAUCAAUGAUAUCGUCGUCAGUAUUCGAUGCAAGUUCAAUAAAUCUAAAACAGAAUUCACGUCGUAGCAGUUUAAUUUCAUCUAUGCGGCGUAAAGUAGAAUCAUUUAGCUCUAAACAUCGUGUACGCAAAACUUUACACUCAUCAACAAGUAACUAUUCGAAUGUACCUGAAAGUGAAAUAUUGUUAAAUAGACAUAGACAAAAGUUAAGUGAUGAAUCGAAAAAUAAUUUUGCUAGCUCAAAAUUUUCACCAGUUCAACGUUUUCAACAACAACAACAACAACCACCGCCUCUGAUUUCAUCAUUAUCAUCAUCAUCAUCAUCAUCAUCAUCACCACCACCACCAGCUGCUUGCAUAUUAGAUUCAUUUGGGAAUUCCGGUAAGGGAUUUGGUUGGUCCCAAUUAGUAUCAGCCGGUGUAAGAUUUCUAAAUCAAGACACAAAACCAAUAAUUAUCCCAUCAUCUUCCACUACUAGUAGUCGACCACGAUCUGUGUAUUAUGAUACUUCAGCAACUACAUCGGAUAUUUUCUCUUCACAAAAUAAUAUAUACUUGACGCCUAAUUAUGGUCCAUUGUUAGAUCUAAACACAAUUAGAUCGUGUACUACUGCUUCAUAUACUACUACUACUACUACUACUACUACUACUACUACACCUGAUGAUAUUCAUAUAAUCAUAUCAGGCUAUGCGUUUAUUUCUAUACCUGGUCAAGUGCCUUGGACUAUUAAAUGGUGUUGUUUGAAAUUAAAUCGUCUUGAAAUCUAUCGAAAUAGUAGGAAAGAUUAUCAUGAUAAAGUCGACCAAACUUUCAAUGGAUAUAUCAAAGAAAAUUGUGAUUGGCCUAUAUUUUCUUUACCAUUAAAUGGUGGUAAAGUUGAAUUAGGUCUGGCUGGUAGUAGUGAUAAGCGACAUUCAUCGGCUAUUCGUUUAGCUGUUCCAACUGAGUGUACAACACCAUUACUAUUUGAUGCUGUAGAUAAAUUACAAAUGGGUUCGUGGAUAAGAGGAUUUAUUCAAGCAUCAGGGCUUAUCGAAUCGACAGAUGUUGCACAACAGAAAGAUUUUUCUGUACAUCGAUUGUCUAUAAUAGAACCCAAAAACACUGUCAUCCAUCCUCCUUAUGUUGAUGUGCAUGCAAACCAUUUUCAAUCUGUUCCAUUAAAAAAAAAUCAUACUGUUGUUCCAUUAACAACUCUCAAUUCAUUAUCGCUAAUCAACCGUAUACCGAAUUCAAUUUUGAAAACAUCUCAAACAUCAAUAUAUUAUUCUGAUAUACAUGACAAUAAUGAUGACUCUGAUAUUAAAAAACAAAAAUCAUCACCAUCAUCAAAUGUAAUAAUUUAUGACGAGGUAUGUCCUCCACAACCAGCUUUUACAGUAACAACCAAUAAUGUCACUACUACUACUACUACUACAUUCUCAAUCCCCUUAACUACAAUUUCUAGAAAUCCUCCCAACUUAAGUUUGUCUAAAAGACGUUGGAGUUCACCUUUGUUAAUUUUUGAAUCAUGCUCAAAAUCUUCAGGACCAGUUUAUUUAUCAGAUAUUGAAUCAGAUGAUACCCUAUUGAAUGGCAAUAAUGAUAAUAAUACAUUAUCUCACUGGAAUAUACCACCACCAAGUAGAAGAUUAUUAGCUCAGCCAUUGCCUCCAUUACCGUCAGUUGGACCGAGUACAUGUGAAUCAUUGGCCGGUACAAUCGCAAGUGAUGGUAGUUUUACUUCAUCAAAUAUAACAACAGAUGAUAUAGGUGGUGGUGUUAAUGUCGGUUUUGAUUAUGUUGGAUUUCAAGACAAAAAUGAACUGAUUGAAUUUACUAAUAUGAAUUUAGAAGUGAAUAGCGUGCAGACUGAUAAUUAUUCGUUAUAUUGGUCAAAGAAAGUAAACAAUUAUCAUUUUCCUUUAUCUAUGCUGAAUCGUCGAUAUGCCAGCAUGAGUAGUUUACAAUGUUCUGUGCCAUUAAAACAAUUGUUAUCACAUAAACGAUGUUAUUCUUGUAUCAAUAGUAGCAGUGGAAAUGAAUCAGACGACAAUAAUUCUGCAAUGGGAAUAAUAAAUAGCAGCGGUAGUAAUUCAAUGUGUACAUUUAUGAAAGAUGGUAUUAAUUCUUCGUCUUUAUGCACAUCAUUUACAUUUAUAUCUGAGUCAAAUAAUACAACUUUGCACAAGACAGAUUCAGAUAGUCUUACUACUACUACUACUACGACGACGACGAUGACAACGACAACGACACCGACUAGUACUUGCACAAAUGUUAUUAGUAACGAUGGUGAUAUUAAUAUUGAUCGAAGAAAUUCAGGAGAUGAAAUCAGUUUAUGGAAUUCGGAAACUGAAAACUUUUUAUGUUUCAGAGAUCCAGCUCUUGUAGAGUAUAUGAAAUCGUCUAAACUGAUUAGCGCUAGACGAUGUGUUUCUUGUGUAAUCUGUAAUAAGCCAGAAGUUCUUCAGAAAAAUUCCUGCGUAGAUGAAAUCCCGACUUCUUCAUUAACUCUUCCUGUUCAUUGUGGAUCUGAUGAUACAGCAACAACAAUGAUGAAUACAAUAACAAUUUCUAGUGAUCCAAUUAUAUGUCGAAAAUGGAACAUAAAUUAUUCGAAACGAAAUCCAUAUUCAUCGAAUUCCCGUCAGAUAGCCACUCCAUCAGUUGUAGCUUUGACACCCGAAUUUUCAUCAUCAGGUUCUGGUGGAACUGGUCGACCUUCAGUAGCAAUUCCUAACUGUCAUCUCCCUGUAAUUCUUGUGGAAGAAGGACAAACUAAUAAUAAAAAUGGCACCAUUCGUAUCCAUAAAGAUUGGUGUGAUCUUCUCUUGAAUCCAGGACAAUCAAAAUGUAUUCGGAAGUGUCAGUCAUCAUAUGAUUAUGGCUAUCAAGUAGAAGUUCCUACUUCUAAUCUGUCUUUGCUAAGCUUUCAUCAAUAUCCUUAUUAUCUGGUGAAUACUAAGAACAAGAAUAACAGCACCAAUUCAUUGAUGACGAAAAAUUCCAUUCCAAACUCUGCAUCUUUGAUUCUCAUUACAUCAUCACAACUGAAAGAGAUUAAACAGGAAACUAAUAGUAUGCAAUCAAUAGACAGAAAGAUUAUAGAAAUAGAAGAGGAGGAGACAACAGCUAAUUUAUAUGCACGGUUAUCCUCUGUAGAAAUGAUGUUAAGAAAUGCUGAAUCUACUGAAGCUCGACUAGAAAAAGAAUUUAGUCAUUUAAUGACCAGUGAUGAGAGAUCACCAUCACUACUGUCGUCACAAUUGUCCAUGGUCAAUUUGAUGGAGGAUUUAAAGUCACAACAUCGAGAUCAACGAAUAUUUAGUGAAAAAUCAUUAAUAAAUGACAGUGCAAAUAUUUGUUUUCAUGCUUAA